Centruroides sculpturatus (bark scorpion) is the source of this 2600-nucleotide messenger RNA. RefSeq lists its product as uncharacterized. NCBI's taxonomy places the organism in Eukaryota, Metazoa, Arthropoda, Arachnida, Scorpiones, Buthidae. Bases 806 to 1462 code for a protein of 218 amino acids. The record is from RefSeq and is a predicted model, not a curated record. The transcript has a single exon.
CAAUCAAAGACAAGAAAGCUGUAUUGAAUAUUAAGAAUAAAGAUCAAGAAUGUUUUGUUUAUUGCAUGGCUUCAUAUUUAAAUCCAGUAGGAAAAAACAAUCAUAAUCCUGAUCGAGUUAGUAAUUAUAACAUUGAUGAAAUUAAAAAAAAAAAUUUAAAGGAAUCAAAUCACCUAUUGCUUUAUCUGAUAUAGGUAAAUGUGAAAAAAAAUUGAAUGUAUCAGUGAAUGUUUAUACUUUUAAUGGGCUGUUUAUAAAAAAAGAAGAAGAGAAAAAAGAAAAGAAUUAUGAAAUAUAUAUCCUAUAAGAAUAACAGAAAAUAAACUAGUUAAGCAUGUAAAUUUAUUAUAUUUUAAAAAUGAAGAAAAUUCACAUUACUGUUUGAUAAAAGAUCUAUCUAGAUUAGUCAGAUCACAAAUAACAAAGCAUACAGAAAAGAUUUAUAUAUGUGAAAGAUGUCUAACAUAAUAUAAUUCAGUAGAACAAUUAAUGAAUCAUGAAACUGAUUGUAAAGAAAAAAGAUGGGGAAAAUACAAACUAUUGGAGGAAGUAUUUGCUUUGAAAACUUAAAAAAUUCAUUGAGGAUACCAUUUGUAAUAUAUGCUGACUCUGAGUGUUUAACUAAGAAAAUGGAAACAUGUCAACCAGAUCCAUCUAAGUCUUAUACAAUGAAAUAUCAACAUCAUGAAUUAAUGAGUUUUUCUUAUUACAUAAUGUAUGUACCAGUACAUGGAGAAUAUAAGGAACCAGUUAUAUACAGACGGCCUGAUGUAGUAAAAAUGUUAGUAGAGAUGAAUAUCCCUGAAUGAAUAUUCCUGAUAAGAAUAAAAAAGGAUAUAUAUUAGAAGUUGAUCUGGAAUAUCCAAAAGAAUUACAUGAUUAUCAUUCUGAUCUCCCUUUAGCUCCAGAGAACAGAAUACCAGAUGAAUCAAAACAAUCUAAAUUAUUAACCACAUUAUAUGAUAAACAGAAGUAUGUGCUUCAUUAUAGAAAUCUUAAACAAUAUUUAAAAAUGGGGAUAAAACUCAAAAAGAUACAUAGAGUAUCAGAAUUCAAGCAAUCAGAUUUGUUAAAGAAAUACAUAGAUCUGAAUACAGAAAUGAGAACUAAAGCAACUAAUGAUUUCAAAAAGGACUUUUUUAAACUAAUGAAUAACUCUGUGUUUGGAAAGACAAUGGAAAAUAUAAGAAAUCGUGUUGAUAUAAGAUUAUCUUGUGACCCCCAAAAAGUAAAAAAAUUAAUCGCAAAGCCGAACUUUAAACAUCGAACCAUAUAUACCGAAAACCUAUGUGCUAUUCACAUGUAUAAGAAAAAAAUAGUCUUUAAUAAACCCAUCUAUGUGGGAAUGAGUAUAUUAGAUCUUUCGAAGCAUUUGAUGUAUGAUUUUCAUUAUAAUGUGAUGAAACCAAAAUAUAGAGAUAACGAAAUUGUUAUAUCAGGAUACGGACAGUUAUAUAUAUGAUAUAAAAACAGAUGAUAUUUAUCAGGAUAUGAAGGGAAUGAUUGAUUACUUUUAUACAUCCGAUUAUUCUGAGAAUAAUCAAUAUGGUAUACCGAGAGUUAAUAAGAAGGUGUUAGGUAAAAUGAAGGAUAAAAAUAAUGAGAGAAUUUGUUGGUUUAAGAUAAAAAAUGUAUGCUUUAAAAGUAGAAGAUUAGGUUACAAAGAAAUCAAAAGGAGUAAAGAAAUGUGUUGUUAAAAAUAAGAUAUCAUUUGAUGGUUAUAAAGACUGUUUAUUUAAUAAAACAGAACAUUCUAGAACAAUGAAUCUAAUUAGAAGCAAGAAACAUGAACUUUAUUCAAUAGAAGUUAACAAGAAGGUUUUAUCACCACAUGAUGAUAAGAGAUAUAUAUUAAAGGAUGGAGUUAAUACAUUAGCAUUAGGUCAUUAUAAAUUAAAAAAAAUUGUCUUAUAUAAAUGGACUCUAGAAUAAAGAGGGCUAUCAAUUGGGAUAAUUUUUCAAAACGAGAGAAUUUAUCAGAAGAUUUAAUAAGAGAAUUUAAAGAUGAAGUUAACUGGGAUUUGAUUUCUAUAUAUCAAAAAUUAUCAGAAGGUUUUAUAAUAGAAUUUAAAGAUAGGGUUAAUUGGGAUUCAAUAUCUUUUAAUCAAAAAUUGUCUGAAAUUUUUAUUAUUGAAUUUAAAGAUAGAGUAAACUGGAAAAAAAUAUCAGAACAUCAAACCCUCUCUGAAAACUUUAUAAGACAAUAUAAUGAAAAGGUUGAUUGGAAACUCAUCUCUACUCAUCAAAAAUUAUCUUCCGAAUUUAUUGAAGAAUAUAAAAAUAAAGUGGAUUGGGAUGCUAUAUCUCAAUAUCAAAAAUUAGAUAAUGAGUUUAUUAGGAAAUAUGCUCUAAAAUUAAAUUUAAAAUUAAUUUUAAGAUAUCAAACCAUAUCAGAACAAUUACUUGAAGACUUAGAUCGUUUAAAAGUGUUAGACUGGAAAAUAGUUGUUAAAUAUCAAGAAUUAUCCGAAGAUCUUAUUAUAAAACAUAAAAACAAAAUUGAUUGGUGUGAUGCUACUUUGAAUAAAAAGUUCUUUGACAAAUUUGUUGAAAAUAAUUAUAAAAAUAUAGUUGUUUCAUUGUUGGCAAGAAUUUGUAAU